This is a messenger RNA of Hippopotamus amphibius kiboko, 2714 nucleotides long. RefSeq names its product G protein-coupled receptor 161 (gene GPR161). Gene Ontology annotation, biological process: G protein-coupled receptor signaling pathway. Bases 1051 to 2637 code for a protein of 528 amino acids. Gene Ontology annotation, molecular function: G protein-coupled receptor activity. The record is from RefSeq and is a predicted model, not a curated record. The transcript is spliced from 8 exons. Lineage: Eukaryota; Metazoa; Chordata; Mammalia; Artiodactyla; Hippopotamidae. Gene Ontology annotation, cellular component: membrane; recycling endosome.
GGGGCCUGCGGGCGGCGGGGCCGGGACGGCCGAGGAGCGGCGCGAGCGCCGCCAAGUUACUCGGCCUGCGCCGCGGCCGGGUCCGCGUGCUGGCGGCGGGGCGGCGGGAGGGGCGGCGCGGGGCUCGGCGGGCUGAAACCCGAAACCUCCGGCCCCCGAGCGCGGCCGGGAGGAAGGAAGCGGCGGCGGCGGCCGAGGCGGAGAGGCGGCCCGGCGGGGCCCUGGGCUGCCGUGGCGGCGGCUCCUGGGUGAGCUCCGGCGGGGGCGCGGGCGGCGAGCCGGGCGCCGGCAGGGAUGGAGCGGGGCCGAGUCCAGCGCGCCGGGCGGGAAGGCGCAGGCCGGGCGGGGUCCCUGCGCCCCCUUCCCCCACGUCUCCCCACCCCCACGGCGCUUUUCUUCUCUCCGCGCCCCCUUGAAGGUAGGGGGUUGUCCUCCCCGCCGCGCUCCGCUUUGCUUCGGGCAGCUGGGGCUCUUUGUGGGAAGAUCUUGGGGGCGCGCCCCUCCCCUGCGGCCGGGGGCUUCUGAGAGGCCCUUUCCGCCAGCCCGCCCCGUUCCGCUGGCGCCGCCCGAAGCCCCAUUCCGAGACCUCCGGGAAGGGAGGACAUCGGUGCGGGCCCGCGACCCGGCUGAUUGGGGUCGCGCCCCUUAGGGCCAAGGGGCUUGACGCCCCGCUCUGGGACAGGUGUGUGGGGCAAAGCGGCCUCGACCCUCAGCUGAGAUCCGUGAGGACCAGGUAACAGCCCUGCAGAGUGUUAUUAGCCAGUUUUACAGGUGAGGAAACUGAGACUUGAGAGAAGUACUCUACUCAGCAAGUAAGGAGCCAGGAUUGAACUCAGGUCUUUUCACCUGGCAGUGCUUUUCACAUGGCCUCCGUCACACAGCCCUGUGCAGUGGGAGGCAGAAACGAGGCCUGGCGGUGUGAUCAGAGGGGCGGAGUUCGUUGUUUGGGUUCUGUGGAAGACAGAAUGGGCUGAGCUGGAACUGAUCUAAACGGCAGCCAAAGGAGCCGCCCAGCAUGCUGAGCCCACCCCCCGCCGAGGCGCGUUGACCAUGAGCCUCAACUCCUCCCUCGGCCACAGGAAGGAGCUGAGCAACCUCACCGAGGAGGACGGCGGUCCUGGGGGCGGCGGCGUCACGGAGUUCAUCUCCAUCGUCGUCAUCACCGUUGCCGUCUGCCUGGGCAACCUGGUCAUCGUGGUCACCUUGUACAGGAGGUCCUACCUCCUCACCCUCAGCAACAAGUUCGUCUUCAGCCUGACGCUGUCCAACUUCCUGCUGUCUGUGCUGGUGCUGCCUUUCGUGGUGACCAGCUCCAUCCGGAGGGAAUGGAUCUUUGGCGUGGUCUGGUGCAACUUCUCGGCACUCCUCUACCUGCUCAUCAGCUCAGCCAGCAUGCUCACCCUGGGGGUCAUCGCCGUCGACCGCUACUAUGCUGUCCUGUACCCCAUGGUGUACCCCAUGAAGAUCACGGGCAACCGGGCUGUGAUGGCACUUGCCUACAUCUGGCUCCACUCCCUCAUCGGCUGCCUGCCGCCUCUCUUUGGUUGGUCAUCGGUGGAGUUCGACGAGUUCAAGUGGAUGUGCGUGGCUGCGUGGCACCGGGAGCCAGGCUAUACCGCCUUCUGGCAGAUCUGGUGUGCCCUGUUCCCCUUCCUGGUCAUGCUGGUGUGCUAUGGCUUCAUCUUCCGCGUGGCCAGGGUCAAAGCACGCAAGGUGCACUGUGGCACCGUGGUCAUCGUGGAGGAGGACGCACAGAGGAACGGGAGGAAGAACUCCAGCACCUCCACCUCCUCCUCGGGCAGUAGGAAGAAUGCCUUUCAGGGCGUGGUCUAUUCGGCCAACCAGUGCAAAGCCCUCAUCACCAUCCUGGUGGUCAUUGGUGCCUUCAUGGUCACCUGGGGCCCCUACAUGGUUGUCAUCACCUCUGAGGCCCUCUGGGGGCAGAACUAUGUGUCCCCGACCCUGGAGACCUGGGCCACGUGGCUGUCCUUUACUAGCGCCAUCUGCCACCCCCUCAUCUAUGGCCUCUGGAACAAGACGGUUCGCAAGGAACUACUGGGCAUGUGCUUUGGGGAUCGGUACUACCGGGAACCGUUUGUGCAGCGGCAGAGGACAUCCAGGCUCUUCAGCAUUUCCAACCGGAUCACAGACCUGGGCCUGUCCCCGCACCUCACAGCACUCAUGGCAGGCGGACAGCCCCUGCGGAACAGCAGCAGCACGGGGGACACCGGCUUCAGCUGCUCUCAGGACUCAGGGACGGACGUCAUGCUGCUCGAAGACUACACGUCUGAUGACAACCCUCCCUCCCACACGUGCCCACCCAAGAGGAGGAGCUCGGUGACAUUCGAAGAUGAAGUGGAGCAGAUCAAAGAAGCUGCCAAGAACUCUAUUCUUCACGUGAAAGCCGAAGUGCACAAGUCCUUGGACAGUUACGCGGCCAGCUUGGCCAAAGCCAUAGAGGCUGAAGCCAAAAUCAACUUAUUUGGGGAGGAGGCCUUGCCUGGGGUCUUGCUGGCCACACGGACUGUCCCCGGGGUCGGCGCUGGGAGCCGCCGAGGCAGCAGGACGCUUGCGACCCAGAGGCUGCAGCUGCAGAGCAUCGACGAGGGGAACGUGUUAGCUGCGGGACAGACGUGAGGGUGGAUGCCCUUAUGCCUGUGCCAGGGCCCUGGGAGCGACAUCUGAUGCGUAGCCGUCAGAAAAAACACUGAAAA